AUGAGUGGAAAAUCGUCACAUUCAAGUAAAUCCCUCAGCUUCAAUGGCAUGGAAAGCUUCGAUGGUACCGACAAUUCUGCUCACCCGACCAACGAGAUCAAAGAAACACGCUAUGAUUUCUUCUUCGCAAAAGAGAACCCCUACGCGGACGUUGUAGAACGCCUUCGGAAAUACCAUGAUUUAUUCAAAUAUGGCAAGACACAGAAACCUGUCGCUGAAGGUUCGUUCUUAGAGAAAGCCUACAAUAUAGCAUCUAACAUUAUAGGAGGAAGUGAUACGGGAAGUAAUAUCAGCGUCGACAAGAUCAGGUCAUUUAGGAAAAACAUACCCAAGGAUGAGAUGAGGCAGGCGAAGCAGCUCUUGACCCAACAGAAGAAUUCGAAAACUUACAAAGAGUGGCUGAACGUCAGUGUAAAGUUGGAUGAGCUUUUAGGUAACAACGAGUGGAAAGAAGACCAAGAAUCAGAUUUGUAUGAUUAUGAAAUGGUGCGGAACCAGCUCAACGAGAUGCGGAGCGCAAGGGAACAAAAAGAUUAUAGGAAAAUGAUAUAUCUGAUUAGAACAUCCUGGAGAAGGAAUUUUGCCGGCAUCGACAAUGUCCAACUUUACCAACAUUGUUAUGUAGGUACGAAAAAACUCAUCGAGGACUACCUUGAAGAGUGCGAACAUUGCUUAGCAGAUUUGGUUUCUUCAGCUUGCUCUCUCGAUGACAACUACAUCAUGGAGAUGCUUAUACAGACCCGGAAGAACUACGGUCGAAUGGCUAUAACUAUGAGUGGAGGAGGAACUUUUGGCCUUACCGGUAUAGGCGUAUUCGCUGCAUUGUUUGAAAACGACAUUUUUCCAAAAAUGGUUUCAGGAUCUAGCUGCGGUUCGAUAAUGAGCGCCAUUGUAUGUUCAAAACACAGCGGAGAAGUGCUGAAGAUUUUGCAGCAUCUUUUUGAAGUGCAAUUUGAAGUUUUUGGCAACGAGGAGAAGCCAGAAACUGGGUUGAGCGUUUUGGGGAGGUUUUUGAAAUAUGGUGUCUGCUUUGACAACGAUAGGCUCAAGGAAACAAUCAAAAAUUUACUUGGAGAUAUUACAUUCAAGGAAGCAUAUAACAAGACUGGCCGAAUCCUAAAUAUUACUGUGUCUCCGGCUUCAAUUCACGACCAACCCACGCUAUUAAACUAUUUGACUGCGCCAAAUGUGCUGAUCUGGUCUGCCAUCUGCGCCAGUUGUUCACUUCCAUUAAUUUUUCAGCCUUCGACUAUCUACGAGAAGGAUUUCAAUACCGGAAAGAUACUCGAAUGGUCGAAUCCAAUGGUGAAGUUUGUAGAUGGCUCUGUCAAUGGGGAUUUACCGAUAACCAGAUUAUCAGAAAUGUUCAAUGUUAACCACGUGAUUGCUUGUCAGGCCAAUCCUCAUAUCUUACCUUUAGUGCGAUUUUCCAUGGAAUGCGACGACCACGGAGCUAGGUUAACAACAGGAUUGGUUCUUAAAAGGAUUUUAAAAUGGUCCUUCAAAGCAGCCUCAUUUGAAGUGACUCACUAUAUGGAUAUCAUGAACGAGGUGGGAUUUUUCCCCAAUGUUUGCACUAAAGUGAAACAGCUAUUUCUUCAACCCUACAGCGGAGAUAUCACCAUCUUACCGGAUAUUAGGUUGAAUAACUUAUCUGUUCUUUUCGCAAAUCCGACUCCCGACUUCAUAUGGGACUGCAUUAUUUGGGGAGCUAGGGCUACGUGGCCUCAGUUACGUAUGAUAAAGGAUCAUUGCUCAAUAGAAUUUUCCUUGGACAAGUACAUCGCAUUUCUGAAAUCAAGGAUGAUUACCAGAGCAUCCAGCAAGCAGAAGGCUAAGAGGCCCUGCACUCUACUUAACUGUGAUAAUCUUCCCUUAGAAGAGCAGGACUUUGAUGGUGCAAGAAAUAGGAGGGAGCAGAGGUUCCGCAGUCGAUCAGAGACAGUUUCAUGCUACUAUUUUCAAAGUGAACAGAGUACUCCUAAGAGAAAGCUUAGCGGUUCUCGCGGAAGCUUUGAAGGAGACACAUCUUUACCCCUAUUUGAAUCAACUCCAAAACUUGAGAAAAGGGCUACUAUGUUGACCUAUCAGCAACAAUCACAGUCUCGGCCACAGACACAACCACAACCACAAACAACUCCUACGAAAGUAAUCAGAAGGAUGUACUCCUCAUCGGCCAUGCCACUACGCCAAGUGAACGCUCAGGCCUACCAACUGCCGGAGCUAGUCGCAUCCUCUAGUAAUACCUCUGCCAAAGGUAGAAGGCAUUCUUCUGAAUCGAACCUUCGGAUACCCAAUCAAAAAUAUGAUGAUGUGCUCGACUAUUAG
Messenger RNA from Brettanomyces nanus, 2328 nucleotides. RefSeq lists its product as uncharacterized. The transcript has a single exon. The record is from RefSeq and is a predicted model, not a curated record. Gene Ontology annotation, biological process: lipid metabolic process. Bases 1 to 2328 code for a protein of 775 amino acids. Gene Ontology annotation, molecular function: triacylglycerol lipase activity. Lineage: Eukaryota; Fungi; Ascomycota; Pichiomycetes; Pichiales; Pichiaceae.